CGAGGAUGACGAGCGUUUCAUGCGGGUGGCGCUCGAGGAGGCGGAGGGGGCGCUGGCGCGGUGGGAGGUUCCCGUCGGGUGCGUGGUCGUGCGCGACGGGGAGGUGGUCGCGUCGGGGAGCAACCGCACCAACGAGAAACGCAACGGCACGAGGCACGCGGAGUUUGAGGCCGUAGACGAGCUCCUGGCGCGCCACGGCGGCGACGCCGUCGCCGCGGGGUUCGACCGAUGUUCCCUCUACGUCACCGUCGAGCCGUGCAUCAUGUGCGCGGGGGCGCUGUCGCUGCUGGGGUUCGAGCGGGUGACGUACGGUUGCGGAAACGACAAGUUCGGGGGGAACGGGUCGAUACUGAGCAUACACGACGACGGAUGCGCGCCGUGCGUCGAGGAACCCGCGUCGUCGUCCAAGUCCCACGCGGGAUCAGAUGGGAAAGUGUCCAACGACGACGCUCGCGCGGCGAACACGUAUCCGUCCGUCGGCGGUCUGUUCGCGGAGGAGGCGAUCGCGCUGCUGCAGGACUUCUACGUUCGGGGUAACCCCAAGGCGCCCAAGCCUCACAGGCCCCUCGCGCCGGAGUCGGCGGCGCGCGCGGGCGGGUGACCGGGACGGGGUUGGACAUGGUGGACGUGGUUGCGAUCCGUGCCAGUCCCGUCGUUCUUUCCGCGACCUUCCGGUUGCGUAGUCUCUCGUCUAUCUAUGAUCGAUCGUGGU
Micromonas commoda is the source of this 712-nucleotide messenger RNA. RefSeq lists its product with no specific name. Gene Ontology annotation, biological process: tRNA wobble adenosine to inosine editing. The transcript has 2 exons. The record is from RefSeq and is a predicted model, not a curated record. NCBI's taxonomy places the organism in Eukaryota, Viridiplantae, Chlorophyta, Mamiellophyceae, Mamiellales, Mamiellaceae. Bases 20 to 601 code for a protein of 193 amino acids. Gene Ontology annotation, molecular function: zinc ion binding; tRNA-specific adenosine-34 deaminase activity.